UAAAAGAUGUUUACCCACUCCUGUAGUAGUAAAAAAAAGCUAAAGUUUGUUGUGAACGGAGCGUGUGAGAAACAUUUUCACCUCUGAGCAGCGGACCAGUUUAAAUGUGCCGCAUGUCAGAGCGCUUUCUCUCAUAGUUGAGGAUAAAACAGCCCCGACCCUGUUGUUGUUUUUUUUUUUUUUUGGUUACUUUUCGUUUUUUACUGGAAGUCUGAGUUAAGCUUAUGACUUUUGACACAGUCCAAGAGCGACGCUGCAAAUGGGCGGCAUAGGUGGCAGCCUCUACCUCAGCAUGUUGAAUGGGACUGAAGCGCAAACUCUCGGAAAAAGCGUCGACAUCAGCAGCCACCUCCACCGCGGCGGCAAGGAUCUAGCCGAGUUCAAGAUGGGCAUCCAGGACGCCCGCUUCUACUAUCCGGACCCGGUUCAGGGCAGCCAGGACCCUCUGACCCUGCCCUACCAUUCGGAUCAAACGGUGGGGGGAUAUGGGGCGCAGCCCAGCAGGUUUUACGCGCAGCCCUUAAGUGGCUGCCCCUACAGCGGCGUGCGUUCUCCGCCGAGGAGCGGCACCGGGCAGGGAUACGUCCCCGCGGCGGGAGAGGGGUUCACCGCUGGAGGUAAAGACCCCGUGUACUCACCUUCUGCGGAGAACUACACGACGGGCUUCCAACACGGCUACCAGCGGCCUCUAUACCCCUUACCUGGGCUGCAGGUGUGCGGGAAGACCCAGGUCCUGCUCCAUAACUACCCGCUUUGGGCCAAGUUUCACAAGUUCCAGACCGAAAUGAUCAUCACCAAACAGGGCAGGAGGAUGUUCCCCUUCCUGAGCUUCAACAUCAGCGUACUGGAUCCGACUGCCCACUAUAAUGUCUACGUGGACGUGGUUCUGGCCGAUCAGCACCAUUGGAGGUACCAGGGCGGCAAAUGGGUCCAGUGUGGGAAAGCAGAGGGUAACAUGCCAGGGAACAGGAUGUACAUGCACCCCGACUCUCCUAACUCAGGGGCUCAUUGGAUGAGACAAGAAGUGUCAUUCAGCAAGCUUAAGCUCACCAACAACAAGGGCAGCAACAACAACGCGACACAGAUGAUUGUUCUUCAGUCGCUCCACAAGUACCAGCCACGUCUUCACAUUGUGGAGGUGAAGGAAGACGGCACAGAGGACCCUUUCCUGUCCUCAAAAGCUCAGACGUUUGUCUUUUCAGAGACGCAGUUUAUCGCCGUCACUGCUUAUCAGAAUGCAGACAUUACUCAGCUGAAAAUAGACCAUAACCCCUUCGCUAAAGGCUUCCGCGACAAUUACGACACGCUCUAUGCUGCUCCUGACUCAGAUCGACUUACCCCUUCCCCUACAGAGGGCCAGCAGUUGUUACCAGGGACUUGCUACCCACAGGGCUUUCUCUCUGAACAGUACAUUAGCCCCCUGCCACAGACCCGCUUCUUUGGACGUGAACCCAUUGGUAUGAGCCAGCAACACAAAGACCCAUCCUCUAGCACUGGACCCCACAGUCGCUGGUACCUGCCCCCACAACAGAGUGCGCCACCAAACCGGCUUGACUUCAGUUCCUCCUAUGAGGGGGACUUUUCUGGAAAUGGUUUCUACAAGCCGUUUCCCCUGCAGACGUCUGCUCACCAUGCCCUCAGCUACUACCCAGAGCAUCAUUUUGCAUCAUGCAGCGUGUCCGUAUCAGCAGCCAGUUCAGCAGGAUGGAGUACCAGCAGGCCUACCCUACAGUAUCCCAGCAAACCCGCGCCCAGUCUGAGCUGGUUCAGACCCAUUUCGUCCUCUUCCUCCUCAUCAUCAUCUUCUACACCCACUGGCAACCCAAGGCUGCACCCCCCCUCUCUCCUAGAGUCUCUGCAGACACCCCUGCUACAGGAAAAGCCGAAAGAGUCUGCUGGAGUGGCACCGGACCCCUGGCUCGAGCCACCCUCAGUCAAAUCAGCAGACUCUGCCGACUCGGGCCUGUUUGAGGGGAACAAGAAGAGGAAGGUGUCACCCUAUACGUCCAGCACCGAAAACUCCCCACCUCCGCGCACCAGAGAUGUCUGUGAAAAAGACAACAGCAGCGAUCCAGACUACUAUGGCUAUUACACCCACUGAGCGCCUCCCAUUUCAUCACAAACAUUUCCCAACACCCUCUUGCAGCUCCCCGAGACUGCACAGUUUGUUAGGUCUUGAUGGAGGGCUGAAACAAUCCAAACAGAACCACAAAAUAUAAGCCCUCACAGUGAAAACAUCCACAAAAUAACAUUUUUUCCUUAUAAGUGUAAAAUGAUCACAGGAGGAACUUUUCAGGACAGUGGCAAAGUGAAUAAAAGUGGACGUGACUGGGACUCUGGCCUACAGUCACAUAAACACCUAACAGACAUACAGAGGUGUGACUUAAGUCUUUGGAACAUCUGGAGAUUUGAGAAAAAACACAAACAUCUGCAUAUCUGCUUGCUGACAGAUGCCUGUGGGGAUUGUCUGUUCUUCCUGCAUCAAACACUCUCUCGCUGCAGUGCCAUCUCUCAUCUGUGUCUUCCUUCGAAUCCACAACCAUUCACACAUUUCUUCACAAUGCACUCACGUUUAUUUCCCCCAAUGAUUCUGUGCAGAAACUGGUUAGCAAAAAAAAAAAAAAAAACUUCUGCCUCUCUAAUCUUAGGCUCACAAUAUAAGGCGCAGCUCCCACUUGUGGUGGUAGAGGAGCAUUGCGGGCACUCAGAGCGGGGUUUAGAACAGCUUAGCUGAUGUGUGUUCAGAGUAUAGUAGGCAAAUGAACAAUAACAGAGAAAGCAGAACAUCUGAUGCUCAUCUAAUAUAUUACAGUGACCUUACAUGUUGAAUGUUUAAUCAUGCACACAAAUAUAAGUUGAAAACAAAGGCAGGUAUAGUGCGUUGAAAAUGUGUUCAUACACAUAGAAGGUUUACAAAUUUAGUCUCAUUAUAGCCACAAAUGUCAUUUUUUAAAUUGGGAUUCUGUGAUAGACCAAUGCAAAGCAGUGAAUAAUUAUAACAAUAAACAACAAAUAUACAAGGCUUUGAAACAGAUUUCAAACAAAUAAUCUGAAAAGUGUAACAUGCAUUUGUAUUUAACCCUCCCCACCCCAAGUCACUACUUUGCAAACCCCACAUUUGGGGUUAUGUUUCUAUGUGUUCAGGGUGCGCAUCAAGAGGAGGACAAUUUUUGCCCAUUAUGCUGUACAAAACACCAAAAUUUUCAAGUCUUGCCAAAAAUUCUUAAUUAGAUUUAGUUCUUGGGCAUUCUUACUGAUAAAUAUGUUUUGAUUGAGUGCACUGUCAUGCUGGACGGUGAACCCCUGCCCCAGUCUCAAGUAUUUUGCAUCCUCUAACAGGUUUUGUUGUUGUUGUGCCCUUUAUUUAGCUCCAUCCAUCUUUCCAUCAAAUCUUACCAGUUUUAAUGUCUCUGCAAAAAGCAUCCCCACAGCAUGUUGCCACCACCACCAUUUUUCAUGGUGUGGAUGGUGUGUUCAGGAUGUUAGUUUUCUGCCUCACAUACUGUUUUGCAUGUAAGCAAAAACAUUUAAAUGUGAUUUCAUCGGCCAGAGCACCUUCUUUCAUGUUUGUUGUGUCCUCCCAUGCCUUUCUUUUAUCAAUGAUUUUUUUCUUACCAUGUAAAGGCCAGAUUUGUUGACUGUUCAACUAACCGUUGUACUGUCAAUGGAUGUUCCCACCUAAGUUGUGGGUACUCUGAAACUCCUUCAGAGUACCCAGGGGCCUUCUUGCUACUUUUCUGAUUAAUGUUCUCCUUGCCCCGCCUCAAUUUUGGUUGGACGACUUGUUAGGCUUCAAGUUGUGCCAUACUCUUUCCAUUUUUAGAUAAUGGAGGGAGCAUUACUCUUUAAGAUGUUCAAAAUUUAGGAUAUUGUUUUAUAACUUAACUCGGCUUUAAACUUCUCCAUAACUUUAUCCCAGACCUGUCUACUGUGUUCCUUCAUCCUUAUUUUGUUGCAUCAGAUUAUUAAAUUUACCUGAUCUGAUAAACUUAACUUUUAGUAGCAGCAAUAAGGUAACAAAUGAUUUACAUAAAAGCUUCAAACAAGACUAGCUGUGCACAGGGUUGCUUGUGUAGAGUGCAAAGAUUCUGACCUUGCCAGAAUUAGUCAAAUUUAAAGCGCUCCUGUCACCAAACUAAUAAACCUCACAAUCAAUAUUAGCAUCAAUAUCUACUAAACAGUCUCAUCAAUAGAACCACACAAGCUCUAAAUUGGCCCCAGUUCUGCAGAUCAGUUCAUAGUAGUUUGUGGAGGAUGCUCACGUGUAACUGUAGUCAAACUGAUGAGGCACUGCCAGCCUCAGACCACAAUAAACAGGAAGCACAAAGUGACCAGACCGACACUCUGAAUUUCCCCCUUGGUCUCAGGACGCAUCGUGUGGUGACGCUGGUUGACAGAGGCCCGGCUCCCAGCCUGGUGACAGAAACAAAGAGUGAGGCUACAGUCGGAGCUAAUCAGAGGUCUGCCCCUCACUCCUCACCAGGUGUGCUAACUGCCUUGGACAACACCAGAGGCGACAGGCAGCCACCUAGUGCUAUCCAUCAGGGAAACUUUAGUGUUUACUGAGCGAGCUCAAAUUAUUCCAUGUACAAAAUGAGUGUCGUGUUAAGAUGAUGUUAACUGAUGGAACCAUUACUACUGUAACAAGCAAAAAUUCAACAUCUGUCAUAUAUGGUUCAAACUAAGUAAAAUAGCUAAUUUUAAAAGCAUGUUUACAUUUUACUCUCUUUAAAAAAUUCACGAUUCUGUGGAUAAGAAUUCAUUUUGACUGGUUUCAUAAGAAUUAAACCCAAGAAUUCUAUGUAACUUUGCUAACAUCUGGGUGCUGUAACUAUCCAAAUGUUUACCCUAGUAUUAUCAAAAUGGAACCAUAAACAUUUACUUUGUUGAAGGGUACAAUUUAAUGGUGACAGCUUUUGCUUAAGCUAAUCAGUUCUUUUGUGUUUUUUAUUUCUUUGUCUUUGCAAUAUUUAAAUAAUUCAGUUAAAUGCUGCAACAUAGAAGUGAGUUUCAUUGCAUAACAAAUAAAGCCAUUUCUUUUGAAGAAAGCAUGGCUGAACAAAACAUAUACAAAUAUUAUUUAUGAGAAACACUGGAUAUAAACACAUUGCUAAAAACUAGCUGAACUUGUAAAACUUUCUAUAGAAACAAUUUCUUGCUACAGUAGUUUUUGAACAUUACAAAUGCAGCCUUGAAAGUGUUUCACUGGACUUUCUACAAUAAACCAACAUACAGUUGUGCAUAAUUCUCCAAUGUAAGGAACAUGAUACAUGGUUUUCAAAAUUUUUUUUUAGGUGCUGAAAACAGAUUAGACAGAACAACCUCUUUAUAUUUCUUGUGUUAUUUUUCUAAAAAAUGUUUCUUAUUUAAUAUAUAUUAAUAUUGGUCAAAUAAUAUUGCUUAGGGUACAUCGAUGAAGGUGUUGUCAUGUUGUAAGGGCAAUUAAUAAAGAUGAAAUAAGUUUAAGGUGAGGGUGCUUUUGCAGAAACAAAGAGAGAAGGUGUCACAGUAACACAGGCCUGCAGCUACGAUUUUGAUUUUCUGUGGUCUCUGUGGUAUACAGAUGACCUCUCACCUACAAGAGUGCAAAAUCUCACAUCAAAAAGCUGCAUGAAAAUGCUGUCAGAUACCUCAGGAUGGCCACCCUGCUGAAUAUCCCAGCUUUUAUGAUAAACUUUAACCAGUGAACCCAAACCUCUGCUGUUCACGUUCUUAACUCCUUCUUAUUCCUAUUGUUUUUUUCCUAUGGCAAGUUUCCCCCAACAUUAAAAUAUGACUGUAUUUCUGGAGAUUUUGCUGUAUAAUUUCAAAAUUAAGCAGAGAGUGAAGAAGGCAGACCACACAGUUCAAGCAACAAGUGUUAUUUUGUGUGUGUGAUCAGUUUGUGUCGUUUAGGAAGCAGUAACUGUCCUUUAACUCAUGAAAAGCUUAUUAAUUACAAUGAGCAAACAAUGAAGAUUUGUCAAGGAGGAAAAAAGAAACUUAUUUAUUGAACAUGGCAUAUGUGUAUAUUUGGUUUUUUAUUAAUAAAAUUAAAGCUUUCACGUCUCAAA
Messenger RNA from Girardinichthys multiradiatus, 6053 nucleotides. It is a transcript of the gene tbx21, whose product is annotated as T-box transcription factor 21. The record is from RefSeq and is a predicted model, not a curated record. The coding region runs from base 260 to 2101 and encodes 613 amino acids. Lineage: Eukaryota; Metazoa; Chordata; Actinopteri; Cyprinodontiformes; Goodeidae. Gene Ontology annotation, cellular component: nucleus. Gene Ontology annotation, molecular function: DNA-binding transcription factor activity, RNA polymerase II-specific; RNA polymerase II cis-regulatory region sequence-specific DNA binding. Gene Ontology annotation, biological process: positive regulation of DNA-templated transcription; lymphocyte migration; regulation of transcription by RNA polymerase II. The transcript is spliced from 6 exons.